CAUACGAGUACGACCUGACCUAACUCGAAACCGCUUUCUAAGCGAAAUCAAAAUACAUUCGUGUAGCAUAGCAGUAUACACGACUGAAUUUUUUAGCAACUCAGCACUAUAUUCACUCCAAUCAAUUUCUGCAAAUCCCAGACAAAUAAAUUCAUCAAGAACUUGUAAUAAAAUCGCAAAAAUUAUUGGUUGUAUGAAUUAAAAAUCAAUGUCGAUGAACAAGAUAGAAGAACCAAGCACAGCACCAAGUCCAGAUCAAUGGUAUACUCUAUCCCUAGGUUCUACCUUCAAAGAUCAUCAACCUUCUUCCAAAUUCUGCACUUUACGCUAUGAAUUUAAGCCGGCAUCGAUCGAUAAAACUCAACCAGGAGCAUUGCACAAGACGAAGGACAACAAAGUUAGCGUAGAAUUUAACAACAAUCAACCUGGUAAACCUAAGGUUACCUUCGAAGGUAAUUCUGGCGAAGAUUACAAGGAAAACGACGCCGUUUUGCUCUUUGACGGCCAUAGUUUCCGCCUUGAACGCCUUCACCAUGCUGUCAAGCGUUUGCGCCAUAAUCGCUUGCCUGGCGAAUCCUCCGCCGCGGCGUCGGCUGCAUCUUCCGCCGCGGACGGUGGUUCGUCGCCGGUAGUCAGAGGAGGUAAACCUCAGGCUCAGGUGCAGCCUCAGCAUCAGCAUCAGCCUCAAGCGUAUAAUAGCCGGCCUGCGUUUACGCCUCCUCGGCCGCCUCCGGCACCGCCUGUUGCGGUUGAAGUUGAGCGAAUCGAUAUUGGUGAUGCUGGAAAUUCAGGAGUAAAACCUGGUGUUGACAAGUCAGCCACUACCCCUCAACAAUCAAAUGUUAUGGCAUCACCGGACUCAAAGGACUUUGAUUUGGAAGAGCAUUUAGACAUAAUGAAUGAUGAUGACGAUGAUGAUGCAUUGGGGCCUGUCAAAGAUAGUGCUGAAGAAAAAGCAGUACCCCAUACUGGCAUUGAUAUCAACAUCCCGCAGCAAAAUGACAUGGAUGUCGAGAUUGCUGAUGUGGACGUUAAUGAUGAUGAUGGGGUAGAUGCUGCUGCGGCCUUAAGAGCCCAGGUAAAUGCAGUGGAAGGGGUAGACCACACGUCCAGCUCAAGUGGCAGCAGUGGGAGUGAUAGUAGCGGUAGCAGCAGUGGAAGUGGUAGCGGCAGUAGCAGCAGUGAAAGUGAUAGCAGUGAUGGUGACUCGGUCAAUUCUAUCUGAGUUCUGCAUUGCAGAAUUGGUUAUGUAACUAUGGACGGUGCACAAAAUGUGGUGCUUCUAUUGUUAUGAACUUGUAAUGAGAGAUGAGGGAAUUUAAUGUAUUUUCAAAUUUUUUUUGCUUAUUUGACGGGAAUCUGAAAUGUAUGAUAGUUACGGAGUAUUUGUGAAGUUCUAAUACAGCAAUACUACGUAAGUAAUAGAGUUCUUUUUAAACUGUCAUUCAAUUAUGUACUUCGUAAUUCCUUACGUUCUCAACAUUUUUUUUUUGGCCACUUA
Molecule: messenger RNA, 1501 nt
Organism: Chenopodium quinoa (quinoa)
Lineage: Eukaryota; Viridiplantae; Streptophyta; Magnoliopsida; Caryophyllales; Amaranthaceae
Product: ELL-associated factor 2-like
Exons: 4
Coding region: 209-1225 (338 amino acids)
Biological process (GO): regulation of transcription elongation by RNA polymerase II; positive regulation of DNA-templated transcription
Cellular component (GO): super elongation complex
Molecular function (GO): transcription elongation factor activity
Source: RefSeq, a predicted model, not a curated record